AUGGACGUCGAUGUCGUGGCCGGUGUUCCCUUCAUGGAGGCCAAUGACAUCACGGUUCGGCCUGCCAGACGUCAGGUCAUCCUUGACGAUGGUAGCGUGUACCAGUAUGGUCCAAAGAAAGGGCCCUCUACCUCGCCUUCAGUACGCCGUGCGCAGAGUUAUGUUCUGCAUGCGCAGUCGUCCACUACUACGAUAUGGCCAGGAGCGGAUGCAAAACGCAAUCUCCAUGAAGGCUUAGUACCUGAUGCCUCGCUCGCUCUAGAGCCUCGCACGGACACUGCUGCUACCCAGUCAGUGAAGGUGUCACAAGUGUGGCCCCAACCGGGCAUCGUAGACAGUGUUGGCGGCAAAAUUCACCACUCAUCUACAUUGUGGCGCUACUUCAUCACAUUUGAUGUUAAGGAGCAGCUGCGCACUGUGUUUGAUAAUGACGAUACAAGAAAACACCUUCAGAUUGGUGCAAAGCGCAAGUCAUGUGAUCUCUAUGCUGGUAACCUGUACCGUAAACUUCCGCUUGGAGAUGAUGACAUAACGGUGUCAUUGAACACAGAUGGUAUGCAAGUGUUUGUUUCUUCAAAUUUUAGCAUUUGGAGGAAAAAUAUCUUUCUGUGUGGACUCUGGUUUGGCAGAUCAAAGCCAGACAUGAAUACCUUCCUGAAGCCAUUUGUCUCGGACAUGAAUGAACUAGCUGUGCAUGGGGUUGAAUGGAAUGAUGGCACCCAUACACACAAGAGCAGAGUGAUUGUGGCAACAUGCUCUUGUGACUCACCAGCAAGAUGUCUGGUCCAAAACACUUCUCAAUUCAAUGGGCAUUAUGGAUGCAGUUGGUGCUUGGCACCUGGUGAGGUGCUUCCUGUUGGAAAGGGAUAUGCACGUGUUUACCCUGCUGGCAGUGAGAUACAUCCAAGGAGGUCCCAGAGUAACCAUAUUGACCAUGCACGAAUAGCUCUACAACAGAAUAAACCACACCUUGGAGUUAAGGGGCCAUCAGUGUUAUUUCUGCUUAUGUACUUUGACAUGAUUAAUAACUUUGUUGUUGAUUACAUGCAUGCUGUGUGUCUUGGUGUUGUGCGAACUGUUACUGGUUUAUGGUUAGAUAGCAGUAAUCACACAAAAGCAUAUUACAUUGGUACGUCAAUAAGGCAUCUUGAUGAACGUUUGGCAAGCAUCAAACCUCCAUCAGAAAUUACCCGGUUUACAACCUCACUGAACUUGAGAAAAAGCUGGAAGGCCAGUGAAUGGAGGGCAUGGCUACUCCAUUACUCAGCUGUUGUCACCAAUGCAUUUUUACCACAACCUUAUUACAAUCACUGGAUGAUUUUAGUGACAACCAUGCAUUUACUCCUGGCUGAAAAAAUUGAUCAGAAAACAAUUCAUUUGUGUGAGUUUCUUCUUAUAGAUUUUGUAGUCCAGUUUGAAGUGUUGUAUGGGAAAGAAGCCAUGAGAUUCAAUGUCCAUCAAUUACUGCAUCUUACAGAAUGUGUGCAUAAUUGGGGUCCAAUCUGGACAUACUCAACAUUCCCCUAUGAAGGAAUGAAUGGAAGAUUAGCAAAAAUGUUUCAUGGCACACAGUGUGUUCAUAAACAAAUGAAUGUGUUUGGUUUUGAUAAAUCUACAACACAGGCUAAUGAGAGUGUGUACUGUCUAGGAUUGCCUGUUAAGUUUACACUGAAUGCUACACAAUCAAAAGCAUUACACUCUCUUGGAAUUAUUCAAAAUAAUCCAAAUGUCCGGGCAUAUCGAAAAGUUGUAACUAAUAGUGGGCUGACUUUAGUAUCUAAGCUUAUUCAGCACAAACGUCAAAAAAGAAACAAUUCAUGUGUACAAUUUGGGAAUGACAAGAUUGGUUCACUUGAAAUUAUUGUGUCAGUUUGCAAGGACAGAUGUGAUGCUGUUAUGUGUGAGUGCCAGAAAGAGUUCUGUUGUAUUCUUAAAAGCAUUAACACAACCCGUCCUAUGUUCGCAAGAUCUACAGAGAAUUACAAAGUAAAGCUGGAAUCUGUAAGAGCGGUUGUAUUUACAAACGUAACUGUAGCAUGCAUGUUAAAUGAUAUAACUGGAAAGUAUGUUAUGAUGGACCUUAACACAAAACAGUUUGUGUCUCUCCUUCCAAGCACGUUAGAACUGGAUUAAAUAUGUUAAUAACACAUCCAGUUCUACUGUGCUUAACACGUACUACUGUGUAUAACACUGUUAUAUCGUUUUAUUAUACGACAUGAAAGUUUGUAUAUAUGUCGUAGUGAAUCAGGACCGUUGCAAACCGUGCAUUGUUAUCAAUAUUAACUGUUAUAUUUACUUCCCUAAUCAUGUAACUCAUCAUUAAUGAAGUUUGUUGCUGGGAGCCACCUGUCUCAAUAUUUUAUGGAUGCACAGUAUGACUACCUGUACUGUAUAAUAUUUCUACAGAACAAAUCGAAUUGCUUUGAAUACUAUAUUUUUGUGUAAUUUUUUUUCUA
Molecule: messenger RNA, 2456 nt
Organism: Priapulus caudatus
Lineage: Eukaryota; Metazoa; Priapulida; Priapulimorpha; Priapulimorphida; Priapulidae
Exons: 3
Coding region: 1-2133 (710 amino acids)
Source: RefSeq, a predicted model, not a curated record